Dioscorea cayenensis subsp. rotundata (Guinea yam) is the source of this 2504-nucleotide messenger RNA. RefSeq names its product sialyltransferase-like protein 1. Gene Ontology annotation, molecular function: sialyltransferase activity. The record is from RefSeq and is a predicted model, not a curated record. Lineage: Eukaryota; Viridiplantae; Streptophyta; Magnoliopsida; Dioscoreales; Dioscoreaceae. Bases 223 to 1383 code for a protein of 386 amino acids. The transcript is spliced from 2 exons.
UCUUCACCCAAAAAGAGCUACAACGCUCGAUGGUAUCGUCUUGUCUUCUCUUCCGUUCGCUCCCGAAUCCUCACCAUCCUCCUCCUCCUCCUUCUCCUUCCUAGGGUUUCCAUCCUCCUCCAUGCUCCUCCAUUGUCCGCCGCCAUCGCCGCCGCACCGUUUCCUCGCCGUUCACUGUUGCCAUGAGUCUACGCUGAGUUUUCCGGCGAUCUGACAUCAAGGAUGAAACGAUCGCUUCGGGUUCCCUUCAGCCUCCUCCUCCUCAUCGCCCUUGCGACGGCCGUCACUCUACUUGGUGCUGCUCGGCGUAGCAUCCCCUCUCAACCCUCUGGUAGCCCCUUUCUCUCCCCUUUGUCUGCUGUGCCGAAUGUCACCCUUGUCCGUCUUGCAUCUGCGGAUGUUGGAGUGGAGGAGCUGAGGAAGGAGGUGGAUGAGCUUAUUGAUCGCGAGUUACCAUUGCCUGGCCGUGGACGGCAACGGUCGAUCUCGCUUUACCGGAGUGGGAACCAUCUUCAGGCUCGGCCUCGGUCUAUGGUCCGGCUUCGAACAACGAAGGACUUUCGGGUGCUUCCGGAGUUCAGACGGUUGCUCCAGGGCUGGAUCCGCCGCUUGAGGUUCCAGCCUGAGGUUAUGGUGGAACUUGCUGAUUUGGUGAAGGGUUCUAUUGAUCGCCAUCUUGGCCGUGUCGAGGGGGAGCGGCGGAGGUAUGGCUCCUGCGCGGUUGUGGGGAAUAGCGGGAUCUUGUUGAAGAGUGAUCAUGGGACGCUGAUUGAUAGCCAUGACUUGGUUAUCCGGCUCAAUAAUGCUCGCAUAGAAGGAUACCAACGCAACGUCGGCUCGAAGACCGGCCUCUCCUUUGUCAACAGUAACAUCCUUCACCUCUGUGCUCGCAGGGUAGGCUGUUUCUGCCACCCUUACGGUGAUACGGUCCCAAUUAUCAUGUAUAUUUGUCAGCCAGCACAUUUGCUCGACUACACAGUCUGUAACUCUUCUCACAAGGCUCCUUUGCUUAUCACCGAUCCCCGGUUUGAUUUACUAUGUGGCAGGAUUGUGAAGUACUAUUCACUGAAACUAUUUGUAGAGGAGACAGGAAAGGCACCAGAAGAAUGGGCAAAAACACAUGAUCAGAAAUUAUUUCAUUAUUCAUCGGGGAUGCAAGCGAUAAUGCUUGCUGUGGGGGUUUGCGACCAGGUUAGUGUUUUUGGAUUUGGGAAGGCAACAGAUGCGAAGCAUCAUUACCAUACCAAUCAGAAAGCAGAACUGGAUUUGCAUGAUUACAAAGCUGAGUAUGUGUUGUAUCAGGAUCUUGUUGAGAGGCCACAGGUAAUACCGUUCCUUAAAGACUCUGGUUUUAAGGUUCCACCAGUUGUCUUCUACCAUUGAGGUCUCUCCAUGCCAUAUUGUAACUGUAAUUUUCCUCUAAGAGGAUGACUAGGAGUGCCACUAUAGAUGGAAGACAAAAUUCUUCUCUAUAUCAUUUUCCAUGCUAAGCUUUGGAAGCAAUUGCCAUUGUAAACUUGGAUUAGAGAGACAUGUUUUUGGUAUUUUGCUCACAUUCUUUGAUGAAUUAGAUAGAUUAAAAGUAGUGUUUUCUUGUUUUAGUUCUUUCUUUCUUUCUUUCUUUUUUAUGUUGUUGUCUGGUUUGUCAUCAUGAUAUUGACAGCACCACCUUGUAGUUUGAGUGUCAGUAUUCAACUCAUUGUUGUAAUAGCCAUUAGUUCAGAAAACCACUGUGUAUUUACACUUAACAGAUUGAAACACCUUCUGGAAUCGAUUUGUUUUUUCCGAUCAGCAAAUACUAUUUUGUUGGAAGGUUUCUGAACUUGCAUGGGUUUUUGUAAGCAAACAAAACAAUAACUCAUGGUUGUAUUAUUAUGGAAUGCCUGUGUUAUUUUCUAGUUUUUUUUUCUUAUGCCAUAGUAUAUGGACAUUAGUGUUUAUGGUAACUCUUCUGCUAAGGAUUAUAAAUAUCUGAUUUCCCUUCUGUAAAAGAUACUAAAAUGCUUGUAGAAGAUCCAUAUGAGUGUAUCUAUCAUUAAGGUUAUCAUUGGUUAAUUGAUAUUGAUUGACUAUCUUUGUGUAUUCUGAUAAGUUUUAUGAGUUGAGUGCUACUGCUCAUCAGUGCUGAUGUUUCUGUUGCUUAGGCAAUACAUCAUUGUCUUCAUUAUCAAAUGGAUUGCUACUUGUUUUAGUACUAGGAAAGCUUAUGUUUCUUGCUUUUUUCAUUUGAUGUAUGUCUUCAUUUUACUGGAACAGAACUGUUUAUAUUUUUCUUAUUUUGCAGCAAAAACACCUUCUCUUUUUCUCUGCAGCAUUUACUUCUCUGUCAGCACUGAAAGAGCUCCAGUACUGUUGUAGAUAUGAUGCACAUGCAGACAAGCUAUUCAUUUAUCCUUUUACUUAUUCAUUACCAUACUUAAUACUGCAGCUUCUUUUAGUUUUGCUAUUAAUUCUGAGACUGAGAGUCCAUUUUUUCAAUUUGUAUUCAAUAAUUGAUUAUUUCA